Molecule: messenger RNA, 804 nt
Organism: Austrofundulus limnaeus
Lineage: Eukaryota; Metazoa; Chordata; Actinopteri; Cyprinodontiformes; Rivulidae
Gene: dhfr
Product: dihydrofolate reductase
Exons: 6
Coding region: 158-727 (189 amino acids)
Biological process (GO): folic acid metabolic process; tetrahydrofolate biosynthetic process; dihydrofolate metabolic process
Cellular component (GO): mitochondrion
Molecular function (GO): NADP binding; dihydrofolate reductase activity
Source: RefSeq, a predicted model, not a curated record
AUAUUUAUGAGGCACUCAGACAGAAUUCAGGUUUUAACAAACAAAGUUAUAUUUACUGCAGUAAAGUGUCAGACUGCAGGAAACCACAGACGAAGAAGGUGUCGUCAUUUCCGGUGUUUCCGUAUCGCGUGCUGGCGGGAACCAGCGGUCGGGAAACAUGUCUCGGGUUCUGAACGGGAUCGUGGCGGUGUGUCCGGACCUGGGUAUCGGCAAGAACGGAAACCUUCCCUGGUUUCCGGUUCGGCUCAGUAAUGAAUUCGCUUAUUUCCGGAGGAUGACGGCCACUCCUUCAGUUUCAGGUAAGAAGAAUGUGGUAAUCAUGGGUAGGAAGACCUGGUUCUCUAUCCCAGAGAAGAACCGACCUCUGAAGGACCGGAUCAACAUCAUCCUGAGCAGGAACUUAAAAGCGCCCCCUGCAGGAGCACACCACCUGGCUGCAGACUUCAGCUCAGCUCUCAGGCUGGUGGACUCAGAGUUGUCGGAGCAGGCAGAUCAGGUCUGGGUCAUCGGAGGAAGCUCUCUCUACAAGGAGCUGAUGGAGAGCCCAGGAACAAAAAGACUGUUUGUGACUCGGAUCCUGAAGCAGUUUGACUGUGACACCUUCCUCCCUGAGAUCAGUCCUGAUAAAUACUGUCAGAUACCAGAGUUUCCAGGGGUUCCUCAGGAGCUGCAGGAGGAGAACGGAAUCCAGUACAGAUUUGAAGUUUAUGAAAGUUUGGAUCACUGAGUGUGUCAUCAUAAAAUAAUGUGUUUGUCAUGUUUGCAACUGUUUCUAUGGAAAUAAACACUAUUUCUUUACUUGUU